CCAUUAUUCUUCAUCUUUUUGCCUCUCAUUUUUCACUUCACUUUAUUUUCUCUCUUCACAUUUCAAUCAAGAGAGAGAAAAGUAAUUUCAUUUCCAUCAUUCUCUCCACUCUCAAUUUCUCUCCUCUCCCUUUCUUUCUUAUCAUUUUUUCAAACAAAGAGUUCAUUUUUCAUCCCUUAGAUUUCUUGUAAUAACUUAGCUUCUGUUCAUUUUUUUACGCUUCUGUCCAAUUCUUCAUAAGCUAUGGGUCACGUCUUUUCAAUUCAAUGCGGUGAUGCCUUGAUCGGUCGUUGCUGGGAUUGCGUUGCUGGACAAGCUCUUUAUGUAUGUCAGCUUGAAGACAAUCUUCAAGAACUUGAGACUGCAAGAGAUAAAUUAAGAGAGCUGAGCAAUGAUGUGAUGCGGAGGGUCAACAGUGAGGAAACUCCACAAACAGUGCAGCUGGAUCGAGUUGGAGGAUGGCUUUCAAGGGUAGACGCUACCAUUACUGAAGUUAAUUCUCUCCUCAACAGAGCUACGCGAGAAAGACAGAAAUUGUGUCUCGCAGGCUGUUGCUCCAAGAACUGUAAGUCCACCUACAUGUUUGGGAAAAGCGUUUCCAGAAGCCUCAAACAUGUGGUUGGUUUGAUGAGCGAAGGAGAUUUUAAGGAAGUGGUUGAGAGGACACUUCCAGAACCAGUGGUAGUAGGAAAUGUUAAUCCAACAUUGGGCACUGAAACUACCUUAGACGAGGCAUGGAGCUACAUCACGGGAGAUGAGGUGAGAAUUGUUGGCAUAUACGGUAUGGGGGGAGUCGGUAAAACUACUCUUCUUACUAAAAUCAACAACAGAUUUGCCACUAUAUCUAAUAAUUUUGAUGUUGUGAUUUCGGCUGUGGUUUCUAAAGAUUUGAAACCUGAGAAGAUUCAAGAGCAGAUUUGGAAAAGAUUUGGCUUUUUGGAUAAGAAAUGGAAAAAGAAAAGCCUCCGUGAGAAAGCGGAAGACAUAUUUUAUGUACUGAGUAGAAAGAAAUUUGUAUUAUUAUUAGAUGACAUAUGGCGGCGAGUUGACCUUGAAGAGAUUGGGGUUCCUCUACCUACUAGACAAAACAGAUGCAAGAUAGUAUUCACAACACGCUCUUGCAGAGUAGGCGGGCAAAUGGAAGCUGAAAAGAUGAUAAAAGUAGAACCUUUGGCUUGGGAAGAAGCUUGGGCGUUGUUUCAGAAGAAGGUUGGGGAUAUUGAUUUUGAUAUUGUUCCUCUGGCUCAAGAUGUUGCUAAAGAGUGUAGUGGGUUGCCAAUCGCGCUCAUUACCAUUGGUAGAGCCAUGGCCAGUAAAAUUACAAAGGAAGAAUGGGAGCAUGCUCUUGAGGUACUUAGAAGCCCUGCCUCAAGCUUACUAGGCAUGGAGGAUGAGGUAAUUCCAGACAUGGAGGUUGAGGUAUUUGUAAGAUUGAAGUUUAGUUAUGACGGUUUGCUUAGUGAUAAAGUUAAAUUUUGUUUCUUAUAUUGUUCCUUAUUUCCGGAAGAGUUUGAAAUUGAGAAAGAUGACUUGGUACAUUAUUGGAUUUAUGAGAAUUUUUGUGCUCGCAAUGAGGCAUAUUCUAUAAUUGGCACUCUUGUUGGGGCAUGUUUAUUGGAAGAGAAAGGCCAACAUGUGAAAAUGCAUGAUGUGAUUCGUGAUAUGGCUCUGUUGAUAGCAUGUAAAUAUGAAAAAGAAAAACAUAAGUUUUUUGUGGAAGCGGGUGCCCAAUUAACUCGAGUACCAGAGGUUGGAAAAUGGGAAGUAUCAAAGCGGAUGUCCUUGAUGGCAAACUCCUUCGAGAGAAUCCAAGAAGUUCCUAGAUGUCCUGAUCUUUUGACUUUAUUUCUCAGCGAUAAUCGUAAUUUGAGUGGGAUCAGUGAUGGUUUCUUUCAGUUUAUGGUUGAAAAUGUUGGUAAAACUGAAAUAUUUGAACUUGGUGGGUAA
Molecule: messenger RNA, 1947 nt
Organism: Hevea brasiliensis (rubber tree)
Lineage: Eukaryota; Viridiplantae; Streptophyta; Magnoliopsida; Malpighiales; Euphorbiaceae
Product: probable disease resistance protein At5g63020
Exons: 2
Coding region: 244-1947 (567 amino acids)
Molecular function (GO): ADP binding
Source: RefSeq, a predicted model, not a curated record